Molecule: messenger RNA, 2533 nt
Organism: Pezoporus flaviventris
Lineage: Eukaryota; Metazoa; Chordata; Aves; Psittaciformes; Psittacidae
Product: putative short-chain dehydrogenase/reductase family 42E member 2
Exons: 12
Coding region: 198-1409 (403 amino acids)
Biological process (GO): steroid biosynthetic process
Molecular function (GO): 3-beta-hydroxy-Delta5-steroid dehydrogenase (NAD+) activity
Source: RefSeq, a predicted model, not a curated record
UUGGCUCCCAGCCCAGCCACCAACUACAAAGGAGCAGGAACAGCAAAAGGGCCUGAGCACACGUGAACAUUUCUGUUUGUCUGAGAGUACUGGAUGUCCUUGUGUUACUAAUUGUCCAGGAAAGAGAAAUCUCACCAUCAUACUUGGACAGGAAGGACUGGGAGAACGCUGACAUCCAGGAUUCUACGAAGGUCGUGAUGCAAGAAGGAUCCACAGAAGAGCUCCACAGCAGCCGACCAUGUGAGAGCAACCUAAAUGAGCAUGCUGGACUACUGGUUAACAAAAGCAGAAAAACAAUGGUGACAGGAGGUGGAGGCUACCUGGGAUACAAUCUGGGAUGUGCUCUUGUUAGGUCAGGAAUUGCUGUUGUUCUGUUUGACAUACGGAAACCUAAAUGGGAAAUCCCAAAGGGAGCAGAUUUUUUCAAGGGUGAUGUGAGGGAUUAUGAUGCAGUGUUCACAGCAUGUGAAGGGGUUGACUGUGUUUUUCAUGUGGCUGCAUGUGGAAUGUCAGGAUUAGAACAACUUCAAAAGAAAGAUCAGAUUGAAUCCAUAAAUGUGGGAGGCACAAAAAUAAUAAUCAAUGUCUGCAAACAGAGAAAUAUCCCUAGACUGAUAUAUACCAGUACAGUGAACGUGGUAUUUGGAGGGAAUCCUAUUGAAGAAGGAGAUGAAGAAACUGUGCCAUAUUUUCCACUGGAAAAGCAAUUUAAUCAUUAUUCUAGAACAAAGGCAAUUGCAGACCAAAUGGUUCUUGCUGCUAAUGGAACUUUACUCAAAGGAGGGGAUAAGCUCCAUACUUGUGUGCUUCGUCCACCAGGCAUAUAUGGACCAGACGAGCAGCGCCAUCUGCCGCGAGUAGCCGUAAAUAUCCAGCGGAGACUAUUUAAUUUCAAGUUUGGGAAUCACAAAGUUCAGAUGAACUGGGUUCACAUAGGAAAUCUAGUACAAGCUCACUUACUAGCUGCUGAGGCUCUCACCUCUGAGAAGGGAUAUAUAGCUAGUGGCCAGGCAUAUUACAUACAUGAUGGUGAAAAUGUGAUAUUUUCUGAAUGGAUAGUCCCUUUAUUUGAAAAAUUAGGCUACAGGAAACCCUGGAUACAUAUUCCCGUUCUCCUCGUUCAUAUAGCAGCCACUGUGAUGGAGUAUCUGCAUGUGAUACUAAAGCCUGUUUUUAGCUUUACACCUUUCUUGACAAGGAAUGAGGUGUGGAAUGUUACUGUAACUCAUACUUUCCGAAUAGACAAGGCACGAAAUCAGCUUGGCUACAAACCAAAGCAAUUCUCAUUUGCUGAUUCUGUGGAUCAUUAUAUUAAAACAAGACCUACUUGCCAGGAAGAUCACAUGUGCCUUAAAAUGCUGUUUGCUUUUGGCAUUUUGUUAAGUUUGAUCAUUCUUUCUUUCUUCUAAAAUCAAAAAACCAGUUCCAAAAAAACCUAUUUUUGUUUCUGAUUAUUAAUGAUCUGGUCAUAGUAUAUUCCUCAAUUGUUAUGGCCUUUAUUGUUCUUAAGAUGCCAUCUCUCUGACCUCAUUAAAACCAAACCAGCCCCACAAAAGUGAAAACACAGGACCCAUCAGGAACUGUUCCCAAAGAACAACAGUGUCACAAAAUGCAAGGAGUUCACCACUAAUGGGUGCAGGAAUUGUUUUAAUAGAUUUUCAUUUAUUGAUUGCUUUAUGCUGAGAAUGAUUCUUCUGAAAAUGAUAAUUCUGGAGGGUAAGAAACUGGAAGAAGAGGAACCAUUGUGGGACUGCAGUGCUGGAACAAGUCCAGUAGCUCCAAGAAGAGAAGGUUGACUAAACUCCUCUAACAAAGUCGCUGCUACAGCUACUGUGUUAGUAUGAGGAAUUAUGAAGACCUGGGUAAUAGUACGAACAAUAUGAGAAGUAAAGAUUUAUAAAUGACAGGUGGUGAGCGGAUGAAAGUCAUAUUCAUGUAAAAUAGUUUUAUUGUUCAAAAGCUUUGUAAAAAUGUAAUAAAUUAUAUAUGUUUGUAAAUCAAGUAAUACCCUUUCAGUGCAAUAAUAAAUAAUCACUGAACCAAAUACUUGUUUUAAGGAGUCUGUGGGAAGGGGGAGGAAGGAGGGCACAUAAGAGCUUGGAGUCCAGCACACUGUCACUGCUACCUUGCCAUGUAAAUGAAGUCAGGUCUGACUAUCCAUAACCCUGCACCAGUGCUAGCACACUGUUUGAUCAAGAAAUUGCCACUUCAGGAUGAGCAGGCAAGCCAAGCACUAAGACAUGAGUGAGGAUCCAGCCUCUCUCUUUUCCCCUUUCUUAAGACUUAGGUUAGUUACUACUUGGGUGGAUUGUCUUACAUGAGCUACCUGUGCACCCCAUGUACAUAUACUGUGUGUAGCCCAGAUGGAUUUCCAUAAGGUUACCUGUCACAAGGAGUUUCUCAGGGACCAGCUUUGCUCUCACCCAGGAGCAGCUGUUCCCUGUCUUGCACCCCAAAGGGAUCAGGAGGGGGGGACUUGCUGGGGUGGGUCACAGAAGAGAGCAAUGAAAAAGCUCUGCCAUCUGGUAAUCUC